Molecule: messenger RNA, 3219 nt
Organism: Mastomys coucha (southern multimammate mouse)
Lineage: Eukaryota; Metazoa; Chordata; Mammalia; Rodentia; Muridae
Gene: Znf777
Product: zinc finger protein 777
Exons: 6
Coding region: 280-2793 (837 amino acids)
Biological process (GO): regulation of transcription by RNA polymerase II
Molecular function (GO): DNA-binding transcription factor activity, RNA polymerase II-specific; RNA polymerase II cis-regulatory region sequence-specific DNA binding
Source: RefSeq, a predicted model, not a curated record
CAUGAACUCCGGCUUUCUCUGGUGUGACGGCUCUCUCCGAUCCCUUUGUGAGCGCAGGUUUUGAAAGCCAACGACCGGGUUCUGGGUUUGAGACGCGCAGGCGGCCGCGGGCGGAAGGCUGUCGGAGCCCAUCGGCCCGCCUCCAGACCCAGCGCGCCGCGCGGGCCGCGCGCCCCGGAUUCCGCUCCGCCGCCUCCACCGCCGCCGCCGCCGCCGCCGCCCGCCGCGGCCUGGCCCGAGGGCGCCGGGCCGCCAAGACGCCAGGUCCAGCAGCUGGACAUGGAGGACGAUCGCUCGCCACCUCUGUCCUUCUCCAACGUUGCACAGGAAGAGCCUGUACGUCAGUCCCCUGCUCGACUCUCUAGAGAAACUGUGUUCCCUUCUUGCAUUCUUCCCCACAAAGAGAUUCCUCCUCUGUCUCCCACUGCCCCCCGGCAGGGUACCCUGCCCCAGACUGACAGUACUCCUAAGCAAGAUACACCUGGCCAGAUGUCACAUGUUCUCCAGAAAGGACCUUCACUCCUGUAUCCUGCCACUUCUGAGCAAGACACACCUCACCAGGUAUCCCUGGCUUCCCAGGAAGAAACCCAGUACCCUCCUUCAGCAGCAGGUCAGGGGAUCCCCUUCCUCUCCCACUCCGCCCACCAUCAGGAAGCUCCACUCCACUCUCCUGAAGUUCCUGAGAAAGACUCGCUGACGCUGUCACCCACAGUACCCGAGACCGACAUGGACCCCUUGCUCCAGAGUCCCACUUUGCAAAAGGACACUCCCUUCCAUGCCUCCCCUGCAGCCCAGAAGGAACAGCCGCUGCCCACCGCAGAGAUCACUCGCUUGGCCGUGUGGGCGGCUGUCCAAGCAGUGGAGAGGAAACUGGAGGCCCAGGCCAUGCGACUACUGACUCUGGAGGGCAGGACAGGGACAAAUGAGAAGAAGAUAGCAGACUGUGAGAGAACAGCUGUGGAGUUUGCAAAUCAUCUGGAGAGCAAGUGGGUUGUACUGGGGACCUUACUGCAGGAGUAUGGGCUACUGCAGCGGCGCCUGGAGAACAUGGAGAAUCUGCUCAAAAACAGAAAUUUCUGGAUCCUGAGGCUACCCCCAGGCAGCAAUGGAGAAGUUCCCAAGGUUCCUGUCACAUUUGAUGAUGUUGCCGUCCAUUUCUCUGAGCAGGAAUGGGGAAAUCUCUCUGAGUGGCAGAAGGAGCUCUACAAGAAUGUAAUGAGGGGCAACUAUGAGUCUCUGGUCUCUAUGGACUAUGCAAUUUCCAAACCAGACCUCAUGUCACAGAUGGAGCGUGGAGAGAGGCCAGCCAUGCAGGAGCAAGAGGACUCUGAGGAGGGUGAGACACCCACAGAUCCCAGUGCUGCACAUGAUGGCAUCGUGAUUAAGAUCGAGGUGCAGACCAAUGAUGAGGGCUCAGAAGGUCUGGAGACACCAGAGCCACUGAUGGGACAAGUGGAGGAGCACGGCUUUCAGGACUCAGAGCUGGGUGACCCCUGUGGAGAGCAGCCAGACCUGGACAUGCAGGAGCAGGAGAACGUGCUCGAGGAGUCCACUGAGGGCUCCAGUGAGUUCAGUGAGCUCAAGCAGAUGCUGGUGCAGCAGAGAAACUGCACGGAGGGAAUCGUGAUAAAGACAGAGGAGCAGGAGGAGGAUGAGGAAGAGGAAGAGGAGGACGAGCUGCCACAGCACUUGCAAUCCCUUGGACAGCUGUCCGGGAGAUACGAGGCCAGUAUGUACCAGACUCCGUUGCCUGGGGAGAUGUCCCCCGAGGGUGAGGAAAGCCCUCCACCCCUGCAGUUGGGCAACCCAGCAGUGAAGAGGCUGGCGCCCAGCAUUCAUGGGCAUACGCAUGGGCACGGGCACAGUGAGCGGCACCUGGGGGAGAACCGUGGGAACUCUAGCCAGCAGCAGCGGAACCGGCGUGGUGAGCGGCCCUUCACUUGCAUGGAGUGUGGCAAAAGCUUUCGGCUGAAGAUUAACCUCAUCAUCCACCAGCGUAACCACAUCAAGGAGGGGCCCUACGAGUGUGCCGAGUGUGAGAUCAGCUUCCGCCACAAGCAGCAACUCACGCUGCACCAGCGCAUCCACCGGGUACGCAGCGGCUAUGCCUCCCCCGAGCGCGGGUCAGCCUUCAAUCCCAAGCACUCGCUCAAACCGCGUCCCAAAUCACCCAGCUCAGGCAGUGGUGGUGGCCCCAAGCCCUACAAGUGCCCUGAGUGUGACAGCAGCUUCAGCCACAAGUCAAGCCUGACCAAGCACCAGAUCACACACACGGGUGAGAGGCCCUAUACGUGCCCAGAAUGCAAGAAGAGCUUUCGCUUGCAUAUCAGCCUGGUGAUCCACCAGCGCGUGCAUGCAGGCAAGCAUGAAGUCUCCUUCAUUUGCAGCCUGUGUGGCAAGAGCUUCAGCCGCCCGUCGCAUCUGCUGCGCCACCAGCGGACUCAUACUGGUGAACGGCCCUUUAAGUGCCCGGAGUGCGAGAAGAGCUUCAGUGAGAAGUCUAAGCUCACCAACCACUGCCGCGUACACUCACGCGAGCGGCCGCACGCCUGCCCUGAGUGCGGCAAGAGCUUCAUCCGCAAGCACCACCUGCUAGAGCACCGGCGCAUCCACACGGGUGAACGGCCCUACCACUGCGCCGAGUGUGGCAAGCGCUUCACGCAGAAGCACCACCUGCUGGAGCACCAGCGAGCACACACAGGCGAGCGGCCCUACCCCUGCACGCACUGCGCCAAGUGCUUCCGCUACAAACAGUCGCUCAAGUACCACCUGCGGACCCACACGGGCGAGUGAGCAUGUGCCCCGCCCCUGCCCCGGCCAGAUGUGCAGCCAGGUGCAAGGGUCUAAGGCCCCUGGGACAGGUACCUCGGCUGCCCCCAGACUGAGCUCAGUGGGCGGGAGCGGGGCGCCCCAAGCCCUUCUGCUGUGAACCCUCCUCCCCUCCCAUCCCUUCUUCCCCAGGACGGGGUAGUGAGACCAGGUCGCUUGUUGCCUGCUUCCCCAGGGCCCCAGGGGGGAGUGCUUGGGCCUGGGGAACCCCUUCAGGCUGUUAAUUUCCUUGACAAUAAAAUGGAUGAAAACAAUCUGCACGGGGGCAGUGAUUUGGCUGCCAGCCACUCGCAGGCGCGAUGCAGGGCCAUUUAGUCGGGGAUAGAACUUUCUAAUUACCUUUUGGAUACUGUGGUUCUAUUUGAUAAUAAUAGAGUAAUUUUUAAAAGA